Molecule: messenger RNA, 884 nt
Organism: Phlebotomus argentipes
Lineage: Eukaryota; Metazoa; Arthropoda; Insecta; Diptera; Psychodidae
Exons: 3
Coding region: 136-807 (223 amino acids)
Source: RefSeq, a predicted model, not a curated record
UUUUGGGCGAUUUUAACCUAACAAUCAGUGGUAAACAUAAACAAAGGGAAAUUCCUGGCCAGAAAUUUGCGUUUUCUCCGCUUACAACAGGAUAUCCUGGACGAAAGUCACAUUUCCGUUGUGUGCAUGUAGAUAAUGUCAUUUUACAGUAACAUAAUGUAUCCAGACGAUUCUACAAAUCCUGAAAGUGCACGUGAGAAGAGAUCAGUUCUGGGCUUCCCGUACAGCAUGCCAACCAGUGGAGCUUGGACAAACCCAUGGACAUAUGCCGCCCAUCCGAGCUUGAUGGAGUUCAAAGGGGCGCCAGUGAUUUCCACGCCCACGAAGACGCAAAAGCGUCGAUCAGGCAUUGAGCCAAGUGUGCCAGUGAAGAGGAUUCUCACGGAGGAGAAGAUGGCGGCCCACCUCAAUAAUCUUCACAUAUCCAGCGACUUCACUUCCCACAGCAAAGCCUCAGAUUAUCCCACGGAGUCCGAGAUGCAGCUAGACGGCGAGCAGCCAUCGCAGUAUCUUGUAAAUAUGAGCCAGUGGGAUUUGGAGCAGAAGCUGCGCAACGCCCAGCGAAUCACGCUGUGCGAACAGGUGAAGAAUCUCGAGAAGACUGACUCGAUCAUCCCGAAGGUGUUGCUGGACAAAAUUGAGAAUCCCUGCACAGCUCUCGUGCUCUGGCAGCCGCCAACCAUCCUCCAGAGACUCAUUGUGCCGCAUAAGGAGCAGGAGAGCGCCUCUGAGGACGAGGAUCAAGUGGACAACAACAACUCUUCAGCUGUGGAUCUCAAUAACUUUGCAAUGGAAACGGAUAUUUGAAUGCUUGGAGUCUCGAAGAUUGUGGACAAUUAGAUUUUAUAUUUUUAUCCAGUAAUAAACUAACGUGAUAAGAGUGA